UCAAAUAAAUUCUCACUAUUAUUUCCUUCAUCAGCUCUCAAACUGUUUUAUGGCACUUGAAGCUCAUGGAGUUGAUCACCCUUCAAGCUGUUUUGGUUCAACUAGGAGAUGGAAGUAUCAUGUCUUCUUGAGUUUUCGAGGAGAAGACACUCGUAGAAGCUUUACAAAUCACUUGUGUUGUGCUUUACAACGCAAUGGAAUCAUAGCUUUCAAGGACGACGAAGAACUUGAGAGGGGAGAAGUUAUUAAACCAAGUCUGCUCCGAGCAAUUGAAGAAUCUCUUUCUGCAAUUGUUGUUCUCUCUCCAAAUUAUGCUUCUUCAACUUGGUGCCUGGCUGAGCUCUCAAAGAUUCUCCAUUCUAAGAAAGAGUCAGGUCUUUAUGUAUUUCCAAUAUUUUAUGGUGUGGAUCCAUCUGAUGUUGAACAUCAAAGAGGAAGUUUUGCAGAAGCAUUUAAAAAGCAUGAAGAAAUAUUUACACGAGAUGAAAUGAAGGUGCAAAAUUGGAGGGAUGCUUUAAAAGAAGUUGCUAACUUAUCUGGCUGGCACUCUGGCAAUUGGUAA
Molecule: messenger RNA, 562 nt
Organism: Prosopis cineraria
Lineage: Eukaryota; Viridiplantae; Streptophyta; Magnoliopsida; Fabales; Fabaceae
Product: TMV resistance protein N-like
Exons: 2
Coding region: 50-562 (170 amino acids)
Biological process (GO): signal transduction
Source: RefSeq, a predicted model, not a curated record